Rhineura floridana is the source of this 611-nucleotide messenger RNA. RefSeq names its product cytochrome c oxidase subunit 6B1. Gene Ontology annotation, cellular component: mitochondrion; respiratory chain complex IV. The transcript has 4 exons. Bases 185 to 445 code for a protein of 86 amino acids. The record is from RefSeq and is a predicted model, not a curated record. NCBI's taxonomy places the organism in Eukaryota, Metazoa, Chordata, Lepidosauria, Squamata, Rhineuridae.
CGAGCACCUGACUCCAUAAGGGGGCGGGGCGAGGCCUGUCUAUCACAUCCUUAGGAUCGCCUUUUCCUGUGCCGCUCUAUUCCUCCGCUGUUGUUCGUUGAGGCCUAUACGGUCUCUGGGUGAAAGUCACUUUGAGGAAGAGCCUUAAGCGUCGGUGGUGAAGUUGCUGCUAAGAAAAGUGAAGAUGUGUGAAAGCAUCAAGGAAAAGCUGGAAAACUACAGAACUGCUCCAUUUGACAGCCGUUUCCCCAAUCAAAACCAGACACGGAACUGCUGGCAAAAUUAUCUUGAUUUCUAUCGCUGCGAAAAAGCCAUGAAAGCCAAGGGAGGCGAUCCUUAUGUCUGCCAGUGGUACAAAAGGGUGUACAAGUCCCUUUGCCCAGUUUCUUGGGUUACUUCCUGGGAUGAACGUAUAGAAGAAGGGACUUUUCCUGGCAAGAUCUGAUUAUCUUGCGUCUGCCAAUUGUUCUCCUUCUCAGGACACUGUUGUGCUGUUGAGUCCCCUUCUCAUGUGGUGACUAAAUAAUUGUCUGACAUACUGCUUUUUCUUGGUCUUGUUCACUUGAACGUGCAACAUUAUGCAACAGUUCUAAAUAAAGGCAUAAAAGCUG